AAACCUUACCAUUUCAGUUGGCUUUUGUUGUUGAACUAGUGCUGCGACAGUCGUUUGUCUGCGUUUAGUGAAGUCAUCAAUUUAAAAAAGUUGACAUCAGCCAUGGCAUCUUUACGAUUCGUUUGGAUAGUUUGUCUAGUGUACAUUUGUGCUGUCAACUCAGCGAAAUCAAGAAAAAAAUCAGUCGUUUUAUCCGACGUCUGUUCGAGUGUGUAUACGCAGACAGAAUAUAACACACGAGACGAAUACUACCGUCGUGUAAAGGAUCCCCAUAACCACAUCACAACACGUCUCAUGCGCUACUUUACUUUUGGUGGCAUUUUGCAAGCAAUUUCGGAGGAAACGGGAAUCCCUCGUGAUAAACUGGUUGAAAAGGGUGCGAGUCAAUUCCAAGAUCAGUCCAGCGGUCUCGGUCAAACCAUUCACGCGGCACACAUCAUCCGCGUAGGUGCUAUUAAUAGCGGACUGAAGAAUAAGAAUCCAUCGCUAAACAGAGGAUUGCAGAACUAUAUUGGACACACGCAAAAUGUGCUACGUAUCGUCAAUGUAUGGCAUGGAGUUGGAGGAGCAAUAGACCGGUAUCAAUCGGACAAUCUAAACACUUUAUCUACAAUAGACUUUGAUGGACUAUCCACACAGUCAUUGGAUGUCAUUGAGCAAUUAAGAGAAGAUUUCUUCAAAAUUGUAGAUCAAUAUGCGCAAACAAUACCGAAUGAACAAUCAAACAAUAGCGAUCUUGAAACAGACAGGGAAAUUGUACAUUUGUUAAAUGAUUGCAUGUUGUUUGAAAAUGGAACUUUAGGGUAUGGCAUGGUAAAGGAUGGAACGUUUGUAGACCGUUACGCUAGAGCAUAGGAUAUAGUAUGUCCUGGUCGUUUUUUUCAGAGAGUGAAAUACAAUGGAGAAGAAAAACAUAGAAACACAGAAGAACAAAUGUUUAAUUCUUUCAAUUGAUUGAUUUUACACAGAAAAAUAAAGUUGCAAAGUACAUCUUUUGAGCAGACUUUUUGAGUAA
Anopheles funestus (African malaria mosquito) is the source of this 1015-nucleotide messenger RNA. RefSeq lists its product as uncharacterized. Bases 103 to 855 code for a protein of 250 amino acids. Lineage: Eukaryota; Metazoa; Arthropoda; Insecta; Diptera; Culicidae. The record is from RefSeq and is a predicted model, not a curated record. The transcript has 2 exons.